CACAUGGUAACGAACAUGAAAGGUCAGAGUCAGCUCCCCAUCCGUCACCGACGGAUCUUCAGAGCGAAGGACCCUUUUAAAUUCCGAAUAUCCAUUUACUCUCCCCCUCCCUUCUCUCUCUCUCUCUCUCUCUUUCUCCUCCAUUUUUUUUUUUCAUUUUUAUGACUUUUUCUCUGUGUAAUUUAGGAUUAAUUUCCAACUUUUUUGUUCUUUCUUUGUGUUUUGUUUGAUUUUUUUUUAAUUAAUUUUUUACUUUUUUUAAUUCCUAAUUUUUCCAUUUUGACUUCUGAGUGGUUAGAACUUAAAGAACUUUAAAAUUCUGGAAAUUUCCUUCAGAAAACAACGCAUUCAUCUCUAAUCCAGCUCUGGUUUCUAUUAAGGGCCACUUCAUUGGAUCUAGUGCUUCUCUGUUCUCAUUGAAGGAUUCUCUUUUGUGAUUACAAUUUGUUUUAGGAACUUAAAACUUCGAUUUCCAUUUCCUGGAGGCCGAGGGGAGAAAGGAUAGACUCUGGAAGGAGGUUUUUCCUAUUAAGGUCUAAACAAUAAAUUGGAAUUGUAAAGGUUGUUUAAUUUACAAGUAUCAAGAUUUCGUGGGUACUGGGUAGAAUCCUCAACAGCAGAGCUAAGAGGUGAGAGACAACUGUGUCAAUGAGGUUGACUGGAAAAGUUUGAACUUUUGGUAUUGCCAAGCAGAGUGUACAGUUUCAUGAUUUAGAAGGCUAGCGUGGAUAGAGUGGGUUAUGUGUUUUUCACAUGGCUCUGAGCGAAAAAGAUCUUUUUAUUGAUCUUGAAUGUGGUGGUACUACUAGUGAAGAAGAAGGGAAUAAUGAACAAUACACAGGUGCUAAACCAACAAAGAAAUUGUUGGGUAGGGCAUGGGAUGGGUUUGUGAGCUUUGAUGGUGCUAUCAAAAAUGAAGAUGCCAAUGCCUCGAGUUGUGCUGAUGUUUGUCCAGAGAAUUCGGAUAUGUUAACAGACAAGAAGUCAGGAGAAGAAUCAUUGGGCCUUGGUGAAAAUAAAAUGGUGAAGGAAAAACGUAAAAAGACAAGCGCUAAAAAGCCUCCAAAGCCACCACGACCUCCCAGAGGUCCAUCAUUGGAUGCUGCUGACAUGAAAUUGAUCCGAGAGAUCUCCGAGCUUGCUAUGUUGAAGCGGGCCAGGAUUGAACGGAUGAAGGCAUUGAAGAAGAUGAAAGCAUCCAAGGCAUCAUCAUCAAGUAGCAAUGUGUGUGCCAUGGUCAUCACCAUACUUUUCUGCCUUGUAAUGCUUUUUCAAGGAAUGUGCUCCAAAAGCUGCAGCUCUAGUGUCAGCUUCCAGGGAUCUCCUGAAACAGCUAUUGGAGUGAUUGCAGUUCAAUAUAAUAAGACUCUUCCUGCUAGUGAUGCCAAUGGAACCAAUAAUCUAUCACCCAAUUUUGUGGAACAGGUUGCUGGGUCUGCUCCCGGGGAAGAGGUGAGUAGGGCUUCUGGAUGAGAAAUGGAAUGUCAAUGAGAAUUUGGAAGGCGCUGUGAGGCCUCUCCGGUGGAAGAUAUGUAGGUGUCCUUGCCAGUUUUGGUACAAAACAGCUCGUUUUAUUGAUUUCAGCUGUGUAUACGUGUAGAAAUUUUGCCUAUUGAGGGUGAAAUGCUUAGGGAAAGUUGUUUUCUCCUCUAUACAAGUAGAGAUUUAAAUUAGUGGUCUGUGAAUUUGCAAUUGUUCUUCAGUACCUCUUGAUAUAAUAGACUUAGGGAUGUGGUAUUAUGCUCAUAAACCAAUGUUUACAAAACAGUCAACCGGUUUCUGAUAUUGGUUGGACCACCAUUUGGAUUGUUGACUAUCUACUUAUAAAGUUCAAUAAUCAGAUUAUAAUCUUCCUAA
This is a messenger RNA of Macadamia integrifolia, 1857 nucleotides long. RefSeq lists its product as uncharacterized. Bases 754 to 1473 code for a protein of 239 amino acids. The record is from RefSeq and is a predicted model, not a curated record. NCBI's taxonomy places the organism in Eukaryota, Viridiplantae, Streptophyta, Magnoliopsida, Proteales, Proteaceae. The transcript is spliced from 4 exons.